Molecule: messenger RNA, 3788 nt
Organism: Diatraea saccharalis (sugarcane borer)
Lineage: Eukaryota; Metazoa; Arthropoda; Insecta; Lepidoptera; Crambidae
Source: the annotation of a GenBank genome assembly
AUUAUAUAAGGCGGUUGGUCGAGUGAAGAUUGCUUGUUUGCCGCCUGCGCGAUAUUUAUAGGUUUUUCGCGCUUAGUUUGCUUUAAUAUAUGAUUUAAGACAAUUAACAUUCCAUUAUGGGUGCAUACUUAUCUGAACCUGUGACUGAAAAAGUGUCAAACGAUGAAAAAAAUGAUAUACUAGAAUGCGGUGCUAGCUCCAUGCAGGGAUGGCGUGUCAACCAAGAGGAUGCUCAUAACACCAUUUUGCAAUUUGAUGAAAACACAUCCUUUUUCGCUGUAUACGACGGUCAUGGUGGGGCAGAAGUGGCGACGUACUGCUCUCAAAAACUUCCAGACUAUAUCAAAAAUACUGAUGCAUAUAAAAAGGGAGAGCUGAUAAAAGCUUUAGAAGAUGCAUUUUUGGGAUUUGAUGCUACUAUUGCUACCAAAGAAGUUAUGGACAUAUUAAAAGAGCUUGCAGGUGAAAUAAAUCCUCCGGGACCAAGUGAUAAUGAAGAAUCUGAAGAUGAGAAUGUCAGUAAUUUGUACCAAGAGGCUCAUCUCCCAUUACAGGAAGUUUUGGCCAAGUAUGAAAAUAAGCUAAGCACACUGCACCGUGCCAGACUUGGAGAUACAGCUACACCAUUGUCGCCAUGUUUACGUGCCAAAAAAAAUGUCGAUGAAGCAGGUGGAUCAGGUUCAGGUGCAUCCAGUUCUAAUGCAGGUUUGUCAGUAGCGGCAGGAUCGAGUUCUGAACAGGCUGAAGGUGCGUCAUCCACUGAAAAUGGUGUUUCAGAAGAGAAAAACGCUGACGAUGACAUGGGUGGUGUAUCAUCUACAAACUCUAAUGAAGAGGAUAAGAACAUCAAUGGAGAGGUAUCUACAAGUGAGCCAGAAAAUAAAGAUCCUUUAAAAAAUAGAGACAAAUUAAACUCCACUGCACCUGAUAGUUCAGAAGACAAUUGCCACCAACCACCAGAGCAAAGUGCAGAUGCUAAGAACACAGCCAUUGGUAACGGUCCUGAUGUUUGCAAUGGGGAAGUUACAGAUUCUAAACAGAGCGAUAAAGAAGAAAAUAAUAUCACAUCCUCUAAUGGUUCCACCACACCUGUUAAAGUGAAAGGGAAAGACAAAGCAUCACCAGUAUCCAGUUCAGAAAAGGUGCCAGAUAGACCAAAGAAAGCUAAAUUACGGCGUGCAGCUGCCGCAGUCUACGAGACCUUGCUGCGUCAGGCGGCUGAAGAGGACGACGAGAGCGACUCCAACGACGAGACCUUCGAAGGAGGCGAGAUCAACUCGUCUGACGAGGAGAACGUGAAUGGCGUCGAUGACUCUUCUAAUGACGGUGAAGCUGAAGAAGAAGAAGAGGAAGAAGAGUAUGAGGCAGAAUCUAGCGACGAAGAUGGAGAGGAAGAUAUUUCAUUAUCUGAAGAACCUGGAAACGACAGUGGUUGCACAGCUGUAGUGGCACUUCUUAGAGGCAAUGAAUUAUAUGUUGCUAAUGCUGGUGAUUCUCGGUGUAUUAUCUGCAGAGAAGGCAAAGCUAUAGACAUGUCAAUAGACCACAAACCAGAAGAUGCUCCAGAACUCGAGAGAAUCACUAAAGCUGGUGGCAAAGUCUCCAAUGAUGGCCGAAUUAAUGGUGGUCUCAAUUUAUCACGUGCUAUUGGUGACCACUCAUAUAAACUAAACAAAGAUCUCGACGCCAAAGAGCAAAUGAUCACAGCGUUACCUGACGUGAAAACUUUAACGAUUGACCCCACAAAAGAUCAGUUUAUGGUUUUAGCUUGUGACGGAAUUUGGAAUUUCAUGUCUAGUCAAGAUGUGUGCGAUUUUAUUUUACCCAGACUGGCAGAGGGCAGAGAAAGAUUAUCUCAAAUUUGUGAAGAGAUGUUUGAUCACUGCUUAGCCCCAAGUACAAUGGGCGAUGGAACGGGUUGUGACAACAUGACUGCCAUCAUAGUACGAUUCAAAGAUGGUGUCAUCGCAGAAGCAGUUCAUCAUACGAACACUACUGACGGCGCUAAGAAACGAGCGGCAGAAGAAGAACCCAGCGUUGAUGAACAACAAGACGUAAAGAGGCAAAAGGUUGACGACCCACUAUCCAGUUCAGUGGUGACAUCUAGUGUUUAGACAUUAUUUUUUUAGACUAUAAGGACAAGCAGUGUUCAAACCACGCAUAGUAUUGUGAAACUUCUGGUGGAGACUGUUAUUUCAAUUACGAAUAAGUGGGACAUCACUUAUAUGUGGGGUUUAUUGUGUUUAGUUUCGAUACGAGGGAUUAUGUAAAACAAUGUAUUAGGUACCAAUCCCGUUUUUCUCACAUUCUGUCAGGGAUGAGUAUAUUUCAAAUAUUUGCACUGUCACAGAAUGGAUUUUGUUUUUGUCAAUAUCUAUGUUAGUCAUUAUGAAGAUCUGUAAAACAACUCAAUUAUUAGAUGAGUAGAUGUUACAAUAGCUAAUAGAAAUGCACAUAGCUUCAUGAGUCUAGAGAUUUCAAUAACAUUAGAUACAGAUUAGCGAAGUCGUAUUGUAAUAAUCAUGCAAACCAAAUAGUUAAACGUGUUAUUAUUUAUCAAUCUACUUGAAAGUUUUAAGCAUCAUGGUAUGUAAAUUGCAAGGUUUGAGGGAAAUAAACUUUGUGUAAAAAUGUUAGAUUGACAAUUUUGAUAUUGUUCUGGGUAACAAUAAAGUAAUAGUGCGUUUUAAACCGAGGCGAAUUAUUAACAUCCAUUGACAGCAGAACUGACUUGAUAGCAUAUAGUUGUAAGCAAGUAAAUGUUAGUUAUGAUCACCCUUUCGUGUCACAGACGACGAGAUGUACUGCAGAUGCUGUUCUUGAUUGUCUGCGUCGACGAUAUUUACAAGAUUGAUUUCUAAUUUAUUUCCAUUUUGUUCUUAUUCAAUGAAAUUUAAUGGAUAAUAUUGGUAGCUAAAAAAUGCGUUUUUCUUGAGAAGCAUCAUAAUUAUAGAAUUGCUAUUUAUAGAAAAACAUAAUGGCACUUAAUUUGAAUAAAAAAAAUAUGUGCCAUUUUUUAGUAAAUGUUUAUCAGGAUUUUGCAUCAUCAUCCCAUCAGACUGAAUAAUUCAGAUCUAAAUCAAAUUAUUGUCUUUCAUUUUUGCGAUAAGAAAAAAUAUAAUGGUUUUGGUUAAGUGUGACUUGAUUAAGUAUUUUGUAUGACAUAUUUUUGAUGCAACCCUUGAAUAUUCAAAUGAACUUGAUAAUCUUUGUAUUUAUCACAUGAAUAAAAAUGAUUUCAUUUUUAGUUAAAUUUCUUCUUGUAAGGCCGAUUGGCCUUAAAAUGAGCUCGGCAGUGCCAAGUCGGAAGUAAGGAGCCAAGACCAACCAAUUCUUAUAAAGCACGGCUAGGGCUGAGCUCGAUUAGUAGUUAUAAAAGGAAGCAGGACUACUUUAUAAUAUAAUCAUUUAAAUGGUGACAGAAACACUGUUGCUAAUUUAAGUCAAAAAUUUACAUUGGCAACAUAUAAAAUAAAAUUUACAUACGAAAAUCGUUUUCUUUAUAUAAACGGAAUGAAUCAAGGGAAUAUGUAUAUUUUAAUUGUUUAUCUGUGUUACUCUAUAGUUAUAAGUAGUUAUAUUUUUGUAAUCGCAGGUAAUAUAAAAAUAAAAAUCCAUAUUGAAUUAUGUAAUGUGUGUACAUUUCCAAAUUGAGAACAAGUUUCAUUAUUUAAUUUCAUGAAUGAGUUGCAAUUAUUUAAGUAACCCCAUAAUAUUGACAGUUUCAUACUUUGAAUUGUAUUAUCAUUUCACGUGUGUUUCCAUGAUAAAUACAUUAUUUGCAGACU